Besnoitia besnoiti is the source of this 1716-nucleotide messenger RNA. RefSeq lists its product as uncharacterized. The transcript is spliced from 11 exons. The coding region runs from base 1 to 1716 and encodes 571 amino acids. The record is from RefSeq and is a predicted model, not a curated record. Gene Ontology annotation, cellular component: COP9 signalosome. Lineage: Eukaryota; Apicomplexa; Conoidasida; Eucoccidiorida; Sarcocystidae.
AUGGACGCUUCUUACGCUAGCGAACUUGAGAUCCGCCUCCAUCCGCUAGUUCUCUUCGAAAUAUCGCAGCACUGCACGCAGCACUUUGUCUCGAAGGCGCAGCGGUGCAGCAAGCAUCGGUCUUCGCCGCCGCGAGCCUGUUCAGCAGGCCCUGAGGCCGCCCAGGCGGUCGAUGUAGCAGAGGCGCUGAUGCAAGAAGCGCCUACGGCGGUCGACUGCGACCUCGAGACGCGCCCCGAAGUCGAGACGCCGACCCUUCUUUGCGGAGCAGUUCUCGGCGAUAGUCCUUCGCCCAGCCUGACGCAUCUGCGCACGUCCUUUCCGCUGCCGGCGCCUCGCGGGUCGCGCGGUGAGGGUCGGCGAAGGCCCGUAGGAGCCUUGCAGGGGGGGGCUGACUGUGGCGCGCCGGGCGCUUCGCCAGGCGAGCCCGCCGGCGCGGCGCCUGCGCUCGACCUGGAGUUCUGCAGGGACCGAAUGCAGCAGUUCCUCGCCACCCACAGCGGCCUGUCUCUCGUGGCGCUCUAUGUGGUAUGCACCGAUGUGCGGAGCCCGACGCCCCUUCACGCCAGUCUCCGCCAGCAGGUGGCGCCUCUGUCUGGCGGAGACGUGGCGCUGCUGCUCUUCGACCCCACAGCCCUGGCGAAGCCCCAGGAGGUCGCACCGGCGCAGCCAACUGAAGACUUUCUCGCCGCGUACGCGACUGCCGAGCGUGUGGCAGCGGCGCUCCGCGGCUUCCGCAAGCUGCGACUGGAUAUCACCAUGGACGAGAUGGAAAGAAUUACGCUGGACUACGUGAUGAACCAGGCGGCGAGUGCGAGUGCGGAGUCGGCUGAAUACCGUUACCGACUGCAAAUCGCGCGCCAGAAGCAGGCCCUCGAGGACCUUCUGCGGCGCGUGAUGGAGCUGAGAGACUACGUGGCGGAAGUGCGCGCAGGCACGCGCCCUCGAGACGAACCUCUUUUGCGGUCUAUCAUGGCCUUCUGUCGUCGCAUGUGCGUCGCGAAGUCUCUCCCUGCUUCGUUUGGUCUUUCGCCGUCGCCCCAGAGCGCGUUGUUUUCGGCUGACUCGAUCUCUUGCGCGUCACCGCCUUCGUGCCCGUCACUGGGAUCUGCAGACUCUGCGGACAAGCGUUUGACGCCGUCGUCUGUCUGCUUACAGGAUAGAGAGAAGGACAGGGCAGGCGCCUUCAGUGAUGCCGCAGACGUCCCGGCAGAUUCUGCCAGUUCUGCACUGAACCCGGGAGCUGCCGCUGGAGCAGACGUGCCCGCCAUUCUGCGCGACCUGGCCUUCCUCACAGACGCCGCGAACCGUAGAGAAGGAGGCGAGGAAGCUGCUCGCGAGGCCCUCGUGAAUCAGAUGACGCUGCUCCUGUCUUCCAUGACUGAGGCUGUCGACUUGGCCACGCGUACGCACGAAAAGUUUCUGCUUUCGCAAGCGGCGGAGCCAAGCGGUGGCUCUAGCUCUCUCUCGCGCCACGGCCACUUCACAUGCGAAAGCGACUGCCUUGACCGGGUUUACCGCGAGGUAGCGGGCGGCAGAAUGAAGCGGCAGGACGCGAUUGAGAAGGAGCGAACUGCCCACGCGAGCAUCCACUCCAGCGAGGCCGUCGUCUCCCAGCGCCUUCAGCAAGCCUACGUGGAGACCGAGCGUGGCGAUGUCCCUGUACUGGCUCAGGGCGGCCUUCGGGAGAUUCAGAGACCUCCUCUCUCGCGCUAA